Molecule: messenger RNA, 1474 nt
Organism: Pantherophis guttatus
Lineage: Eukaryota; Metazoa; Chordata; Lepidosauria; Squamata; Colubridae
Source: RefSeq, a predicted model, not a curated record
GACAGUCCCGCUGUCAUGUAUCUAUCUAUAGAAAAAAUCCACCAUGAAAUAGAUGCCAUUCUGGGGCCUUCUCAAGUGAUCACUUACGAGGAUCGGAACAGAUUACCCUACACGAACGCCGUGCUGCAUGAAAUCGUUCGUUACAGCAACGUUACGAUCGCUGGGCCCUUACGGACCUGCCUGAAGGACAUUGUUAUCAAGGGGUUCCCAAUUGGAAAGGGAACUCUUCUGCUGCCCAAUGCCCAUUCUGUUCUGUAUGACCCAGAGUGCUGGGAAACCCCUUGGAAAUUCAAUCCGGAGCAUUUCCUUGAUUCUGAAGGCAAUUUUGUGAACAAUGAAGCUUACUUACCAUUCUCAACAGGGCGACGUAUGUGUGUGGGGGAGCCCUUGGCCCGAAUUGAGCUCUUCGUUUUCUUCACCAACCUUCUCCGUUCGUUCAAGUACCAGCUCCCGCCAGAAGUAAAGGACGUCAGCUUUGAGGAAAUCACAGGGUCCACCCGCCAGCCCCUCCCGUAUACCCUCUGUGCUUUUCCACGCGAAGCUGCCUAAUGGCUCUUUCCUUCCAGGAACAGUUGACGGAGCAAGGGAGAAAGAUUUCUGUACCAUUUCAUGUCUUCUCACUUAAGCAUAGAUGUCCUCAAUAUUUCCUGGACCAUCUCUGUCCAUUUUGUUUGUCUUCAAAAUGCAUAAAGUGAAGCUACUUGGAGGCUGGACUAGAUGACCUACAAGCAGUGGUGGGAUUCAAAUAAUUUAACAACCGGUUCUCUGCUCUAAUGACCAGAUGGCUAGGCGUGGCUCGGUGGUCAUGUGACCAUGUGGGCGUGGCCAACUCAAUGUCACUCACGUCGAUGGGCGCUUCACUGUAGCUGUUACAAUGUAAUAACGGUUAACCAGAGAGGCAGUUUCUGUAAGCAGGGCAAUAAAGAUUAGGAUAGAAACACCACCAGAAUGUUUCCUUCCUGCCUUCCUUACAGGAUUAGCCCUGUAAAGUAGGAAAAAACAAAAUAAGAUUUCUUCCAACAACUGGUUCUCCAAACUGCUUAGAAAGUUAACCGGUUCUCCCGAAUAGGUGCGAACUGGUUGAAUCCCACCACUGCCUACAAGGUCCUUUCCGACUCUGUUAUUCUGUUAUACUCAGAAGCAAAUAUCUGUCAGUUCAAGCUUACUACUGUACAGGUAGUCUUCGACUUAGCAACCAUUUGUUUAGUGGCGAUUGAAGUUACGACGUCCCUGAAAAACAUGACUUGUGACCAUUUUUCAGAGUUAUGACCAUUGCAGCAUCCUCAUGGUUGCGAGAUCAAAAUUCGGAUGCUCGGCAACUGGUUUACAUAUACGACGGUUGCAGAGUCCUGGGGUUAUGUCAUCCCCUUGACGAAUGUAUCUUUUCUUUUAUGUACACUGAGAGCGUAUGCACCAAAGAAAAAUUUCUUGUGUGUCCAAUCACACUUGGCCAAUAAAAAAUUCUAUUCUGUUC